Molecule: messenger RNA, 1332 nt
Organism: Pyrus x bretschneideri (Chinese white pear)
Lineage: Eukaryota; Viridiplantae; Streptophyta; Magnoliopsida; Rosales; Rosaceae
Product: GDSL esterase/lipase At5g55050
Exons: 5
Coding region: 98-1240 (380 amino acids)
Molecular function (GO): hydrolase activity, acting on ester bonds
Source: RefSeq, a predicted model, not a curated record
UCAUAAACGGACAUGUACACCUCAUUUACUGAUGCUCUUUAUGUACAAACCAAACUCCUCACCUCCUUACACGUGAUAUAUUUACCAGUGUAAUGUAAUGGGGGAGGGCAGUGUGAAUGUGAGAGCAGCAGUUACAACCAUGGCUUCCAGACUUUUCCUUCUCAUGAGUCUGAUCAUCUCCUUUCUCUUCUCUCCCUCCAACCUUCUGGGAUUCACUGUCACGGAGGCGCGUGUAGUUCCGGCCAUGUAUGUUUUCGGGGACUCGUUGGUAGAUGUGGGCAACAACAAUUACCUCCAGUUUUCUCUUGCCAAAGCAAACUUUCCUCACAAUGGCCUCGACUUUCCGACCAAACAGCCAACCGGCAGAUUUUGUAACGGCAAGAAUGCUGCAGAUCUUCUCGCUGAGAAAAUGGGCUUACCUACCAUACCACCAUAUCUUUCUAUGGCAUCUAAAUUGAACAAGAGCUAUAACCUCUUCCUAAAUGGUGUGAACUUUGCUUCUGGAGCUGCUAAAAUCUUCAAAGAGGAUCAACAAUAUCCCCAGUCAAUAUCUUUGGGAGAACAAGUAGAUUAUUAUUUGUCAGUGAAGGAAGGCCUUGGGCAACAGAUAGGAACCUUCAAAGCACAAAAGCAUCUAUCAAAAUCUCUCUUCACCAUUAUCAUUGGAAGCAAUGACAUCUACACCUACUUUGACUCCUCCACCAGUAAUAGGAGCACACCUCAGCAAUAUGUUAACUCCAUGGUUCUCACACUUAAACAACAAGUGAAGCGUUUAUACGAUUAUGGCGCUCGUAAAUUUGUCAUCGUUGGAAUUGCGCUUAUCGGGUGCACCCCGUCAGAAAGAAAUGAGCGAUCCGAUCAAGAAUGCAAAGCUGACGUUAAUCAGUUGUCAGCUAAGUACAAUAAAGUUCUUAUAUCAAUGUUGAAGAAAUUGAAAUCGGAGCUCAAGGGCAUAAACUACUCCUACUUUGAUGGUUACAGCGUCAUGCACAACUUCAUUCAGAAUCCAACAGCUUACGGAUUUGCUGAGGUUAAAGCUGCUUGCUGUGGUCUUGGGAAGCUUAAUGCGGAUGCUCCAUGCCUACCUUUCGCAACGUACUGCAGCAACAGAAGCAACCAUCUCUUCUGGGACAGAACUCAUCCAACAGAGGCAGCACAUCGCAUCUUUGUGGAUUAUAUUCUUUCUGGUCCUUUACAAUACACCUUCCCAAUCAACGUGAAAAAGCUAGUUUCCAUUUAAUUUAUUAAUAUGGUUGACAUGUAUGCAUCGCACUUAAGUAAUUCCUUAUCACCAGUCGUAACUUCUAAUACAAGUAUGUGAUUAUCUCUCUA